AUGCGGCUGCUGCUAGCGCUCCUCAGCGUCCGCGCCACGCAGCCGUGGGCCGUGCGGCGCCGCGCGACGCCGGUGACGCCGCGGCGCGCGACGAGAGAUGCCGCGCCGGCGGCCCCGCGGGAGGCGGUCGGCGCGCGCGCCCCGCCGGCACCGGCGAAGCCGCCGAAGAUCGGCGAGUGCAACGAGCACCUGCGGCGCCGCGCGAAGGCGCGCGACGCCGCCGGCCUGCGCCGCGAGUGGCGUGCCCUGAGGCGGCACCACGAGCCCAACGACCGGAGCUGGGGCAUCCUCCUCGACGGCCUCGCGCGCGUCGGCGACGCCGACGCGUGCCUGGCGACGCUCCGCGCCGUGCCCGGGGGCGGCAACGUCGUGCACCACACCAUCGUCGUCGACGCGCUCGCGCGCGCGGGCCGCGGCGACGACGCGCUCUCGCUCUACGCGGCGGCGGCGUUCAAGGAGAACGCGCGGUCGCGGCACGCGCGGCUGCGGGCCCUGACCCAGGCGGCGCGCGACGCGACGCUCGCGGGCGACGUCGAGCGGGCCCGCGGGCAUAGUCGGACGGCCGAGGCCGUCGCCGCCGAGUGCGGCGACGCGCGCGGCUUCCAGACGGCCGUGGCCUGCUGCCGCGAGGCCCGGGACUGGGAGGCCCUCCUCCGCGUCUACGACGCGCACGCGGCGUCUGCUCACUUAGAUGCGCCGGACGGCCUCGCGCGCACGGCGGCGCUCCAGGCUUGUAGAUUAGCGAGGCACGGCGCGCGGCGCGCGCACGAGCUCUGGCACGCCUGGCGGCGGGACGCGGACGGUGGUAUUACAAGGGACCGGCCCGACGCCUUCGCGUACAGCGCGUACGCCGCGGCGUUCGCGCCGCGGGGGGGCCUGGACCUGGACGACGCCCGCCGCCUCCUGCGCGACGCGGAGCGCCACGGCGUGCUGCGGCCGCGCAGUUUUAAUGGAACGGGCCGCGUCGACCGGCGCGCGGAGCAGAACCAGAUGAAUUUGUUGGCGUCGCUGCUGGAGGGCUGCGCGGCGCGCGGCGGCGUCGGCGACGCGCUGGUGCUCGUCGACGACAUGGAGGCCCGGGGCCUGGCCCACGACGCGGGCUACGCGGCGGCGAUCGCCGCGUGCGCGCGCGAGCUCGACGCGGACACGUCCGGCGGCCUCGUGCAGCGGGCCGGGGAGCGGGAGGUCGCCCUCGGGCCCCGGGCCUGGGCCCUGGCCGUCAAGGCCUGCGGCGCGGACGCGGCGCGGGCGGAGCGGCGGCUCCGGGCCUGCCGCGCGGCGCGCGCGGCGUCGCCGCACGCGUACGCGUUCUGCCUGUUCGCCUGCGGGUCGGCGCGGGACCACCGGCGCGCGCGGCGCGUCCGGCGGACGGCGGCGGACGACGGCCUCGGGGCCCAGCCGCGCGUGGCGCUCGCGUUCGUCGCGGCGCUGUCGCGCUGCGGCCAGCCGGACGCCGCGCACCACCUGCUGGCGUGCGCGCGGCGCCACGCGGAGCUGGACAUCCCGGCGGGCGUCUGGACGAACUCCAUGGUCGCGGCGGCGCGGUGCCAGCGGGGCGGCGACGCCGCGGCGCUCUACGCCGAGGCGCGGCGCCGCGACGUCGACGUCGGUGGCCGCGUGGUGGACGCGCUCGUCGAGCUGCUCGCGGACGCGGGGGACUGGCGCCGGGCCUGGGGCGUCGCGCGCGACCGCCGGAGCCGGGGCGAGCGGCCGCCGGCGCAGACCGCCAUGGCGCGCGUCGUGCGCGCGGCGGAGGCCGCCGGCUGCUGGCGCGAGGCGCUCGCGCUCAUGGACGACAUGCGGCGGGACGACGCGGUCUUCUACCCGAACCCGCUCCUCGACGCGGCGUUCAAGCCGGGCAUCAUGGUCUGGUCGGCCCUCGCGGGCGCGGACCUCGGGCCCGACGACGACGACGACCUGCGCAUGCCGCCCGAGAAGGGCGACUGGGGGUACAAGGGACCGAUCUAAUAUGACCUCAGGACG
Pelagomonas calceolata is the source of this 1983-nucleotide messenger RNA. The record is from the annotation of a GenBank genome assembly. Lineage: Eukaryota; Pelagophyceae; Pelagomonadales; Pelagomonadaceae.